AUGGCGUUUCCUGCCUUCGAGAGCUCGGGACUCUCGAGCAAAUCAGGCCAGACAGCACACGGGCCCGUCGUACAUGAAGAAGAUACGGUCACCUCAAUGCUCAGUUCUGCCGUCGAGGACACAUCCCUCACGAGGAAGACAACCCAAGACGAUCAAUCCAUUGAGCUAGAACCGACCAGACAUGUAGACUAUCUGUCUCAUGAAUGGAAGGAGGAAGAUAUCUGGCUAUCGUGGAGCUACGUUGCCCACAGACGGGGUGGUCUCACCAACGGCACGCGGCUCGAGAAUGCCUCAUGGAGGUCAUGGACCAAGACCAAAAACCGCCUCAAGACGGUGUCACCCGAAACGCUCAACUGGCUGAAAGACUGUGAUGUGACUUGGCUGUAUGGACCACUACAGACCAACAGAAGUACGAACCAGUUGGUAGGAAGCACAUCCCCGUUACCGAGUCGGCUAUCCCAGUCAUCUUCAUUCAUCUCGAAGAAGCCGAUACUCAAAAAGAAGUCGGCCUCGGCCGUCAUUCUGGAGAGAUCAAGGUCACAACACUCCCUUCUACAAAGGGCCGGUGAUAUUAUACGGGUACAGCAAUCCAGCCCUGCCAUCCUGGGUCGGCCCAUCCUCAGACGAGGAAAUUCCGAAUUUGCCUUGCCCAGGUACAGCACGUCCUCAGUGCUCAACACUCCGACUGAGCAUGACAUGCCUGGGUUUAUGGGUCCACGCGCCUCGUUUACAUUUGGCGACCUGGCGACCCCUUCAGAGUGCAAACAUGUUCUCUUUGACGAAGAGGUGCGACAAGUCCAGGCCAUUGAUUCGGAAGACGACGAUAAGCCCGAUGAUGAAGACGAUUCUAGUUUUGAAGACGAUGAAGACGAUGAUUGUGGACUCAUGAUGGCUUCAUCCCACCGAUCCGGAACUGGCAGUGCCCGAACUACUCCUCGGGGUAGUUUUAGCAACGAAUCGAAAACGAUUGUGCCAUUACCAUCGACUACGCUAAAGUACAGGACUGACACUCCUGAACCUCCAGACCAACCCAACUGCGCGAGUGGAUUUUGGCCAACUUCACGAAAACUCUCCCCUUCACCGUCUCAAGAGACACUGCGGCCUUCACGGCCGCAUCAGAAUUUCCUAAUUGACGACGAUCCCGAGUUGGUGGACGAGCCAUGGCAACCGCAGUCGAGAUUGGAUGGAGGACGCUCUCCUUACGACGAUGACGACGACGACGACGACGAAGACACUGACUCACAUCCACACCUGAGAAGAACGGCAUCUGGUAUGUUUAUGCCUUACGAUGAUCACGAAGAAGAAAUCGCCAUGAACAAUACACUGGUGGGACAGGCCUUCUAUGCCGUCAACACUUUUAAGGAUAUAGCCCACGUGAUAUGGAAUGUGGGUUGGAACCGGAGUUGA
Messenger RNA from Capronia epimyces CBS 606.96, 1407 nucleotides. RefSeq lists its product as uncharacterized. Gene Ontology annotation, biological process: cellular response to glucose starvation; protein catabolic process in the vacuole. Lineage: Eukaryota; Fungi; Ascomycota; Eurotiomycetes; Chaetothyriales; Herpotrichiellaceae. Bases 1 to 1407 code for a protein of 468 amino acids. The record is from RefSeq and is a predicted model, not a curated record. The transcript has a single exon.